Fusarium oxysporum Fo47 is the source of this 2258-nucleotide messenger RNA. RefSeq names its product transcriptional regulatory protein GAL4. Gene Ontology annotation, molecular function: RNA polymerase II cis-regulatory region sequence-specific DNA binding; DNA-binding transcription factor activity, RNA polymerase II-specific; zinc ion binding. The coding region runs from base 6 to 2258 and encodes 750 amino acids. The transcript is spliced from 9 exons. Lineage: Eukaryota; Fungi; Ascomycota; Sordariomycetes; Hypocreales; Nectriaceae. Gene Ontology annotation, cellular component: nucleus. The record is from RefSeq and is a predicted model, not a curated record. Gene Ontology annotation, biological process: positive regulation of transcription from RNA polymerase II promoter by galactose; DNA-templated transcription.
CACUCAUGUCCCCCAAGAGUACGGCCACUAUCGAUUCCAUGUCCCAUCCUCUGCCUGCCCCAUCAACGCCAGGGUCCACGGGAGACGAACAGCCAGCUGUUAAGCGACGCCGUAUUGCAGUCGCAUGCACUUCAUGUCGGCACAGAAAAUCAAGAUGUGAUGGCGCCCGACCAUCUUGUGCCUCUUGUGCCGAUGGAGGCUUUCCAUGUGUGUAUGAGGGGCCUCUUCCAAAAGGUCCCGUAAAGAAGAGAGUGCGAGGUGAUCUUGGUGAACGUCUAAGAGUCAUUGAAAGGACGCUCCAGCAAUUAGUGCGGAACCAGGAGACGACUGGAGACAGGCCAAUGCAGGGGCGUCUCCUGGAAACACAAGAUAUACUUCAAAGAUUUAUUCUGGAACCUAAGAAUGAAGCCCAAGCUCAGAAUACGGAGGUGGAUACCGUCGACGGCCUGGCCGCCAUGCAUAGCGGUGAUGUGGAUUCGCGAUUUUUUGCUCACUGCGCAUUUUUUGGAGGCCCUUCGUCAAACAUAAGGCUGCUGAAUAUUGUAUCAAGGGCUACGUCAGUUGCCUUCAGAACUGCUAGACCAUUUGAUGGUCUGAAUCAGUCAAUACUCGAAGAGUCUAUCACACGUUCGCAAUCACCCAUUGCUACUACUGCCGUGUCAACUCUCACCAGCCCGACCUCUACCAGUCCUCAAAUGCUUCCUGUCGAGUCUCGAGCCGUCUACUUGAUAGAGCUCUAUUUCUCAGACACUGGAACUAUGUUUCCUUUCAUCAGCGAGGAACAAGUCUUAGCAUCGUAUUAUGCUUGCAAAGACAAACAAUUUUCCAAUAUCCGUCAUUCUUUGCUGUGUCUUUUUAAUGCAAUCUUUGCGUUUGCUACUUAUAUUAGUGCAAUGCCAGGCGAGGCAAUCACAAAAUGUGCUACUGAAGCUGACAUUUAUUAUCACCGCGCACUUGCUGCACGGGCAAGCGGGACACGAGGGUCAAAUGAUGUGGAACAAGUACAAUCUUUGCUUCUUCUGGGCUUGUACUGCCAAGGUACUCAGCGUCCCGAAGAAGCAUGUACUCUACAUGGCCUGGCAGUGCAAGUUGCACUCAAACUAGGCCUACACUCACCUUCAAGAUUAAAUCAAUUGCAAGGUUUAGAGAGAGAGAUUCGUAAACGACUGUGGUUUGGCUGCUUCAUGAUGGAUAGAACCCUCAGUAUGACAUUAGGACGGCCACCUAUCAUUCAAGAUGCACACAUGAAUCUUGAACUUCCUCUUGAUGCCAGUCUGGACAGCCUUUUACACACGACCGGUCAGAUAAGGAAGUACAACGAGACUCGACAAACCAACACGUCCUGUUUCUUCAUUGCCACCUUAAAGCUCUAUAAGAUUAUGGGCACGGUUGUUCAGAAACUGUAUGGGCAGAACUUGGAUGAAGAAAUUAUAGAAGAGAGUGGAGUUCAGAUGCAGGACAUGUUCCUCAUUGAAGAGGACCUGAACAGUUGGAAAAUGGGCCUGCCUGAGAAGCUACUUCUACAGCCUUGGGUAAACUCUGGGUCGAGGGAACGGCCCCAGCCACCUUAUCAUCCGGUAUUUGCCCGCCUUAGUGUUGUGACUCAGCUGCGAUAUCUCAACAUACGGAUUCUGCUCCACCGUCCGGUGCUGAGUCAUCUGCUGUGGAAGAGAAGGACUCGCUCCUUGGAAAGAAACAGGGAGAAGAACUUUAGGGAGGAAACGUGGAACUCGAGCGUCAUGGUCUGCCAGGACUCUGCGACAAAAAUCAUUGACAUCAUCCAUUGCAUGGCUGAUUCGGUGGAUCUUCUAGGGGCUUGGUGGUACUCUGUAUAUUUCACUUUCAAUGCCGCACUUAUCAUCUUCGGCUGCAUUCUACUAUCACUCGACACGCGCCACGACACCUCGUCUCCCACGGCUGACCUUGGAGCAGAUCCAAAGCUCUUCUCAGAGCUGACACGAGCUAUUGAAGUGACUGAGAGAGUUGGAAAGGAUGCAAAGCCAGCUAGACAAGUGCUGGCGAUUCUAACAAAAAUUGUCAAAAUCUGUCUGAGACCAGAAACAAAGACCUCCCUCGGCACGAGCGAAGGUGUGGCUAUUGGGACAUCGUUCAACCCACAAGAGCCAGUAGCACCGGCAUCAACGUGCAUGAUUGAUCCUCUAGAGAGCUCAACUCAGUGGUGGGGGGAAGAGAAUCUUGAAGAACUAGGAGACAUAGUUGGUGUUGAUCCCGGUCUUAUUAGUUUGAUGACAAUGUGA